This is a messenger RNA of Humulus lupulus (European hop), 747 nucleotides long. RefSeq names its product protein FAR1-RELATED SEQUENCE 5-like. The coding region runs from base 1 to 747 and encodes 248 amino acids. The transcript has a single exon. The record is from RefSeq and is a predicted model, not a curated record. NCBI's taxonomy places the organism in Eukaryota, Viridiplantae, Streptophyta, Magnoliopsida, Rosales, Cannabaceae.
AUGGACGAGGUAGGAAGUUUGCAAGAAACAUCAAAUUGGGAUAAUAUACUACAAUCUUUGGGGAUUGAGAAACUCGCAAAUGAUAUUGAGACGGAGGAUGUCAAGGGAAAGGUCUUGGAGUCCCUUGAAGAGUGGGAGGAUUUUUAUUACACAUACUCUUUGUGGGUAGGCUUCAGUGUCUGCAAAGCAGAUGUACGGAAAAAAAAUGGGAACAUCACCAUGAGAAAAUGGGUAUGUUCAAAAGAAGGUUUCUGCAAACACAUGGAAAUUGACAAGGUCGGUGGGAGCAAACGAAAAAUAUCUAUUACUAGGACUGGUUUCCAAGCUAGUUUUCGAGUAGUAAUGAUGGGCGAUGAGGGUCCGUGGAUUUGCAAGGAAUUCCAACCUCUGCACAACCAUGUCAAGGCAGCAUUAGAUGAGUUGCGAUUUCUGAGAUCAAACCGUUCCAUGUCAGAAACCCUAGUUGCUCAAGUGAGGUCAAUGAACCAAGUUGGGAUAAGAACUUCACACAUCAUCUCCCACUUGGCAAUGCAGUCUGGUGGGUACGAAAGGAUGCCUUGCCAGCUACGAGACGUUUACAACAAGGUCGCCCAUGUCAAAAGAAAAGAGAAAAGAUGUACAGAUUCAGAUGGUGCUUUGGGAUAUUUGGAUUGUUUGUCAAAGAGGGAUCCAAAUUUCUUCAUUCAAUAUCAAUGUGACGUGGACAACAGAUUGGGGAACCUAUUCUGGGCGGACGGAUAUUCUUGA